Molecule: messenger RNA, 3025 nt
Organism: Tupaia belangeri chinensis (Chinese tree shrew)
Lineage: Eukaryota; Metazoa; Chordata; Mammalia; Scandentia; Tupaiidae
Gene: KY
Product: kyphoscoliosis peptidase
Exons: 11
Coding region: 35-2017 (660 amino acids)
Biological process (GO): muscle organ development; neuromuscular junction development
Cellular component (GO): cytoplasm
Source: RefSeq, a predicted model, not a curated record
CGGCCGCGGCGCGCAGGCCGGCAGGAGGCGGACCAUGGAGCUGAAGAAGGACUGCAACGCCGUGUCCAUCGACAUGCUGCUGAUCGUGCACUCGGAGAAGCGGCGCGCCGCGCAGGGCGCGCACUCGGACCAGCAGGGGCACCCGGGCGCGCCGCAGCGCCGAGGAGGGCUCCCAGGCAUGGGGAAUGGAAUCCGGAGAUGGCAGAAGUUGGAAGGAAAUGAUCUUCAUGGAAACCUGGCAGAGAAGCAGCACCCUCCGCAGCCCCAGGUCAUCACUUCCUACGACAACCAAGGGACACAGCUAACCGUGGAGGUCCACCCUCGAGACGCCAUGCCCCAGCUGCUCAAGAAGUUCUCCUUGGCUAAAAGUUUACAAGGUGAUAAAAAUGGAAAUAUGAGACCCCGACAGCCUGGAGGGAAGGAUGCCCAUGCCUACCCCUGGGAUCGGUCCAGCCUGAAAUCCAUGUCCCUGGACCUGCGGCAGUUUGAGAAACUGGACACCUAUGCCUCGCAGGUGACAGUCAAGAGUGGCCUGGACGAGCUGGUGAGUGACCUGCUCCAGGAAGCCCACAGUGACCUGGAGAGGGUCCGUGCCAUCUGGAUCUGGAUCUGCCACCACAUAGAGUACGACAUCGAGGCUGCCCAAGAGAAGGACCGGCAGGCCUUCAAGCCCACGGACAUCCUGCGAACCCAGAAGACCAACUGCGACGGCUAUGCUGGCCUCUUUGAGAGGAUGUGCAGGAUCGCUGGAGUGCAGUGCAUAUCAGUGCCCGGCUACUCCAAGGGCUUCGGCUACCGGACAGGGCAGAGCUUCUCUGGGGAGUUCGACCAUGCCUGGAACGCCGUGUACCUGGAUGGGAGAUGGCACCUGGUGGACAGCACCUGGGGCAGCGGCCUGGUGGACACCACCACCUCCAAAUUCACCUUCCUCUACAACGAGUUCUACUUCCUCACGCACCCCGCCCUGUUCAUCGAGGACCACUUCCCGGACAACAAGAACUGGCAGCUGCUGAAGCCCCCGCAGUCCCUGAGGCAGUUCGAGAGCAGCAUGUAUCACAAGAGCGAGUUCUACAACAAGGGCAUGCUCAGCGCGCGCCCCGAGACGCCCGUCAUCCGGACAGUGAACGGGAAGGCCACGAUCACUGUGGAGAGCUGCGCCCCGACGCUGUUCAUGUUCAUGCUCAACGGCAAGCAGGAGCACGGGCUGCUGAGCCUCCGGAAGGACGGCAUGAAGCUGGAGGUGUACCCGCCCACCCUGGGCACUCACAAGCUGCAGAUCUUCGCCAAGGGCAGCUCUGACAUCUACAGCUCGGUGCUGGAGUACACGCUCAAGUGCAACUACGUGGACCUGGGCGUGCGGCUGCCAGCCGAGCUCCACCAGCCGGUGGGCCCCAGCUGGUUCUCGGAGCAGAUGGGCAUCGCCAAGCCCUCCCACCCUGACCCCAUCAUCCACACCACCGACGGGCGCUGCUCCGUCAGCUUCGGCGUGGAGGAGGGCAUCAGCGUGCUGGCAUCCCUGCACGGGGACAACGGGCCCAUCACCGAGGAGACGCAGCGGCGCUACAUCUUCCAGCUGCACCGGGAGAAGCGGACAGAGCUCAAAGUCCAGCUGCCCCAUGCCGGCAAGUUUGCCCUCAAGAUCUUCGUCAAGAAGAGGCAGGAGCCAGGCAACUACGUCUUCGUCUUCAACUACCUGCUGUGCUGCACCAACACCAAGGUCAGCUGGCCCGUGUUCCCCGAGAGCUUCGGCAACUGGGGCCAGGACAACGAGCUGCUGGAGCCCCUGUCGGGAGUGCUCCCUGCCAACCGGAACGUCCCGUUCAAAUUGAAGCUGCACGGCAUCGCCAAAGCCCUGGUGAAAGGGCAGGACACGUGGCCCCUGACCCUGAACCGCGAGGGCUACUGGGAGGGCAGCUGCAGCACGGCCGGCUGCCAGGAGGUCUACGUCAUGGUGCUGGAGAACGCCAACCACAACUUCUACUCCUACAUCCUCAAGUACCAAGUGAACGCCCAGUGAGUGCCCGGCCCACCGCGGCUGGCCACAGGGCCCGGGCCAGACCUGCCGCGGAGUGCCCAGGGGAAGUGGACGCCAUGGAGUCUGCCCGGAAUCGCUCUGGGCCUCUGUCCCGGCCUCCCUGCUCUGUGAUGCCUCAGGGCUGUUGUGUCUGUGCCCUGAAGGCCUCACUCGGUCACGGCCAUGGCCAGGGGACAGAGGCAAGGGCCCUUUGGAAGAAAAAGGUGCUAUGUGAAUCCGAGGUGCCGCAAGCCGCACCCAGCCCCAGUGCCCUCAUGUUGUGUGCUGCUGCCGUCGGCCUCGUGGCCGUGGGAAAGUGGGAACGCUGCCGGAUCCAGCUCUUCUCCGGGUGUGUAGCACGUUCCCCACGCCCGAGAGGGACAGAGUGUGCGAGGCUGUCACCCUUCAUCAGAGAGCCCUUCUCGAGGGGCAUCACAGUGACCCUGACCACGCCUGGGCCCUGGCCACGGCAGGCUGUGACCCUUCCCCACCCUGACCGUCUGCUUUCCUGCCGCAUCUCCCUUAGCUGCUUCUUGCUCUUCAGGAGCCCCAGAAUAAAGGUGUGGACGCUUGCUGGCCCACAGCUGGCCAAGGCCAGUCCCCACGGUUCCCGAGCACAGGGAGCGUGACCACCCGAAAGCUGGGCGGGAGCCCAAAGUGCUGAGCGGCCAGCAUCCACUCUUGGGCGUGCAAGGUGGGAGCUGGAGGGUGCAGGGCCACCUUUGCAGUCCUGCGGCCUGAGGGUAAGGGGUACGACUCUGCCUCAGAGGGCCUGCGGGGUAGGAGGCCAGCCUGAGGCCUGCGGUGGCCUCUUGGAGCCCCGCCCCAGGCCCCUGCCCCUUCCUCCGUCUUUCAGGGCCCCCUCUGAAGCCUCCUCGUGGACAGCCCUACAUAAAGACCGAAUGCAUGAUGGCGGCGGGCUCUGCCUGGCCCCCGGAGUUCCUACCAUACAGCCUGGCUGGGGACUGUCCACCUGUCGCGGGGACAGUUUUGUACUUGUCCCUGAGCAGA